CCACACAGUCAUGAUAAAGAACAAUCUAUGCGCUUUUGAAUCUUGUCUAAAACGAUCUAAAAUGGUAUAAAGAAAAGCAAAUUGAAUUAGCAAUGUCGAGGGGGAAUCUUUUAAUCCGGUAAUGAAGAAGGAAAGCUUGAAAGAAGAUAAAAAUGAAAGGGCUCCUAAUCAAUGAACUAACAUUUGAGGACAGACUUGCAUAUGAUGAGAUCUUUGUUGAAUACUUCAAUGCAUUCUUGGCUCUACCAGCAUUUYCCAAGGUAGUUCAGUAUAAUCCAUUGUCAGGUGCUUUUCAAGAAGUCUCAAGAGACAGCAAUUCAUUGACGUUACAGCCAAGUGAUGACGCUGAAAAUGAGUCCAAAAAGAGAGAAAAAAUUAUGAAAUGGGUCAAGAGGGAAAGACUUUCAUUAUUCCUGAGAACUCGUCUUUUCCUCGAAUUCAAACUCUGUCGUCUCCUAAUUCGUAAACUUCGAGAUUCGCGAUCAACAGCUCGUGAAAGCAGCCGAGGGUUACGGGGCUACAGCCGUGCAACAAGCUCAACAAACUACACACCUCACACCGUCCGACCAUCCAGUAAUACCUCCAACAGAUCAUGGCCAGGUGUUCCCGUCAGGCAUUUCGGUCGCCGUCCUCUGGGUAGCGCUACUAGCUUGCCUGGAAUGUUGCGAUUGGCCGUGAAUGAGAAUACGGAGGAGAGUUUUGGGGAUACCAGGCAACUUGUUGAACAGAUGUAUGUCGAAGCGGAAUUGAAACAAAUGAAAAGCGUUCAAAUUGAAGAUGUUGGUGCCCAAGAAAAUCAGGAGAAGAAUGGCGCAAAUGGGCAAAAUCAAGACACAGAGCUGGAAAAUACAUUAAAAGAGACUUCUGAUGAUGACCACAAGGAUGAUAACGGAAGAGGGUCAGACUUAGGGUCAGAUCAGGAGGGAGCAGAAGAUGAAGAGCUUCGUGCUGUUAUGGAGUUCGGUGAAGGUGACGACGGUCAGGCCGAAGCAGAUGUUAAAAGUAUUGUGUCAAAGCACAAGACAACUUUACAGGAGCUAAAAGAACAGAUAUUAGGAUCGCUGCAAGGAAUGACUCUUUUUCGCGCCUUUCUAGAGGACACUUUAGGAAUCCAUUUGUACAAUUUUUGGCUUGAUGUUGAACGAUACAAAGAUAGUUUACAAUCUGAGCCAGAGGAAAGCAUACGAGAACUACGAACCAAACUAUUUAGGGACAUUUUAGACAAAUAUAAGAAUUACCUAACGGCCGAUGCCAAAGAACAAAUUGAUAAAGCUCUUUUCCACGGGGGUGUAACCCAAGACCUCUUUACACGGACCCAGUAUGACAUGCUACGUAGGAUGCGAUCCUAUUGGGUGCCGAGGUUUCUUGUUCAUUUGGAGAGAAACGAGGACUACAGAGAAAACUAUUUCGCUCAAGUCAACCCACGUGAUCAAUAUCGCCCUAACUCAAAUCUGAGCUUUUUCCCUUCUCUCUCAUUUGUUCAUUCUAUUCCACCGUUGGGAGACUGGUGUCGAGAGAUGAUUYGCACUCAGUCUCGUAAAUGGGACCGCGAUAUCUUGAUAAAAGACAAGAGAAAGAAGUCAGUCAGUCAGAGACUCAAUACCAUCCCAGAAGGGAAUGUUGUCGAUCCGUUCGUGUCUGCAUUGAAGGCCGAAAAGGAUGCUGGGUAUCCUUUCAAGCGAUAUCUUCAAUCGAGAAAAGAAAAGCAUUKCUUGUCAAGUCUGUGUUUUUGGCUCGAUGUCAAAGAAUUCUACGCAGGUGAAAAACGAUCCAGAGACAGGUAUCUCAGUCGGUGUACUGGCUGGACCAUCUUCAACAACUAUUUGGCUCCAGGGGCGGACAUGAAUAUUGGAGAAACAGAAAGAAAACGAAUCGAGAGCAUUCUUCAAUCUUCAGAAGAACUUCCACGUGACCUGUUCUCUUCAACUGAGAAACACUCAAUAGAAGUAUUAAGACAUCCGUGGGAGGAUUUUAAAGAUUUUGAUUUGCAGCGUUAUYGCAAACCGCMUCGAAGACCAUCGGAUCGAACAGGGUCGCCAUCUUUAUCACAACAAGACAAAAAACAGACCGAAGAUUAUUAUUCACCAACCACAGGACGAUGGGUGAAAAGGCACCCCGGCUCAUCUCCAUCAGAGCGUGGUCGUCGGUUAUACACAUCACUGGCCGUCGCAGAAGAAAUCGAUGCGGACAGAUCCUUCUCGUCGUCCCCAAAACGUUCAAUACCGCUUCCACAACCUACUCAAAGCAAGAAAAACAAGGCGACCAAGACGAAGAAGAAAGCCAAGACAAACAGGAAUGUAACCUUUCGAAGGAAAAAGAAAGCUGUCAGUGAUACUGAAGACGAGGACGACUCUGAUUCAUCGGAAUCUAAACAGGAAAAACCUGCUAGACCUGUUACUCCAGAUUUUGUUGAUGUCGUGGAAAAUAAAGGAACCAUGGCUUCCUUCAAGCAGUAUGUACAAAACAUGGAAGGACGGCAAGCAUUCAAUCAACUAGUUAUGUAUUUAGAAAUUGAACAGUAUCUUGGUAUUCUACCGUCCAAGAAGAGCCAAAAAUCUCAACAAGCAACGAACAUUUAUAAGACAUUUAUUGAUCCAUCUUCUAGAAGGUCAGUAAGUCUUCCCUCGCUUUUGGUUGACAAGAUAGAAAACGAUCGUCCCUCGUCACCAGUCCUAACCGAGUCUCAACAAGCCGUCAAAGCCGAUGUAGAAUCCUACUUUAAAACCUACUUCAAACAGAGCCGAGAGGCUUCAUCAAAACGAGCUGACGGCACAUCUACUCCCAACACACCAGGCCAAGCCAGUAAAACAGACGGGUUAGAGACAUCACAAAGCUUUUUACAGUUUUAUAAAAGAAAGGCGCAGAAAAGAUCUAAGAAUACAGGACGCGUUCAACCUACUAAAGAAGACCGAGAAGAGUUCAAAAGAAUACUUCAAUCAACCCAAGGACGACUGCCAGUCAAACUGGAACUAUUCAGACGAUAUCUACAAAACCACAGCGACCCCGAAACUGUCCCUAAACUUGAGAAUGAUUUAAUGUUUUAUCUGGAGGUGCAAAAACUGAAGGAUCUUUUUAACUAUCUAGACGAUGCUUCACUAAAUAAAAAAGUAGAAACAAUCAUCGAAUGUUUUCUCGACUCAGCCUCCCCUCCCUGGCUUCAGAUCGAUAUUGGGGCAGAGUUAGCUUCCAAGAUUAUCCACAAAGCUCAGAUGAUUUUUUCGUCAUCCAAGAAAGYAUCCCGAGAUCAGAAGGACCCAGGAAUAUUCGACGAAGCACAGAGUAUCGUGUUCAAGGAGGUAUUGCCUUAUUGGGCGGGGUUCUGUAAAACAUAUAAGCCACCGGAGGAUGAAAACACGGUCAAACUACCUCCAACUAAACAAGAGAAGAACCUCCAGAGACGGUACAAUGAAUAUCUCCAAUAUCAAGCAGUAACAGAAACAUUAGUUCUUCCUCCUGUUAAUCCGACCACUGGUCAGUCGCGAAGUGAGGCUACUUUCACUUUCUCUGACGGCAUGAGAUGGAAGGAUCGGCGAGAGGUAGAUACAGCAAGUGUGGUAUCCAGUGUUCAAGGGAGUGUAACAGGAGCAGGACGUAAAACAAGCACCAUGGAUGCAUCCUCUAUACAGCAGAUUGAAGUUGGUAGUUGACAGUAGUAUUUAUAAUCCAUACUAUCCUGGCUUCCAGUAAAACAAGCACCAUGGAUGCAUCCUCUAUACAGCAGAUUGAAGUUGGUAGUUGACAAUAGUAUUUAUAAUCCAUACUAUCCUGCUGGCUUCCAGUAAAACGAGCACCAUGGAUGCAUCCUCUGUACAGCAGAUAGAAGUCGGUAGCUAUAGUUGACGACAGUAUUUAUAAUGUAUACUAUACUCGCUUCAGUACUUUUCGAUCGAAGGUUUGCAACGAAUCCUACGACCGAGAAGUACUGGAGCAAGACCGCCUCUGGAACCCAGGGUAAAUUCAACCUCUCUCCCCCCCCCCACCACCACCACCUCCAAAAAGAAAAAAAAAAAAUACAGGGAGGAAAAGGAUUAGGAAGACAAAGACCAAUUAAUACGCCGUCGAAUUCUCUAUCAAUGCAAUCAUUUUUAUUAAAUUUUUUUCAUUGAGGUCAGAGUAAUGAAGAUAAUUUAAUUAAGAGAACAGGAGAAAGCGAGAAAGCGUGCAAGUAGGAUUCUGGGCGCGGUUGUUCGAAGCCAACAAUAAGAUUUAUCCGUCGGAUAGUGCUGUCCAGGCUUUGUACAACCGGGCCCAGGUAGUCGCAGAAAAUAACCAUAUACAUAGAAUGCUAAUCACCUAUAUUGUAAUUUGAAAUACUGUAAAUAUACAAUACAUCAGCUAGUUUYAGCUGUGCGCUUGCGCAGGAGCAACAUGUCCUUUGAUGGGAAAAAACCUCGUCCCUUAAUUUUCAAGGUUACUUGCGAACACAAAAUUCAAGAUUGUAUGCCAAAAAAUCUUGUGUAAUGCUUAUCACAAUAUUUAUAUAUAAAGGAAAAAACCCGC
Messenger RNA from Actinia tenebrosa (Australian red waratah sea anemone), 4500 nucleotides. Its product is annotated as regulator of G protein signaling 22. Lineage: Eukaryota; Metazoa; Cnidaria; Anthozoa; Actiniaria; Actiniidae. The record is from RefSeq and is a predicted model, not a curated record. Gene Ontology annotation, cellular component: nucleus; cytoplasm. Gene Ontology annotation, biological process: regulation of signal transduction. Gene Ontology annotation, molecular function: G-protein alpha-subunit binding.